Messenger RNA from Geodia barretti, 286 nucleotides. Lineage: Eukaryota; Metazoa; Porifera; Demospongiae; Tetractinellida; Geodiidae. The record is from the annotation of a GenBank genome assembly.
UGCUGGUCUGGAUGUAUUGAUGGUACAGUUGAGUAGGAUCGAGAUUUCCGGUGAAGUGAGAGCAGCACACACCCCAGUGAAUCCGUUCAGUGAAGGAGUCACGUAGCUAUAUGAGCUGGUGAAUGGAGUUGACUGAUGACCCAUCUUGCCAACCACCAAUGAGUACUAGCUGUCCACAGAGAGUGGCAGCUGUUGACCAUUCCACUGGUAGAGAAGGGAGAGGUUCCCAGGAUAAGGUGAGGGGUGAUGUGAUUGGUUGAUCACUGGAUGGUAGGGGCUGCAAGAG